AUGGCGACCGAAUAUGUUGACCUCGUAGAUGAGCAGCUGAGAAACAGCAAGACCAUCGCAGUGGUCGGUCUUUCCAACAACCCCGACCGCGACAGCCACCGGGUCGCAAGCUACCUGCAGAGUCAGGGCUACCGCAUCAUUCCUGUGAACCCGGUCAUCGAGGAGGCCCUGGGAGAGAAGAGCUAUCCAGACCUGAAAUCGGUGCCUGAGUCCAUCGACAUGGUCGACGUCUUCCGUCGUUCUGAUCAGGUCCCGCCCGUGGUGGACGAAGCAAUCGAAGUGGGGGCCAGGUACAUUUGGAUGCAAGAUGGGGUGAUCAACGAGGAAGCCAAGGGCCAAGGCAGAGGCCGCCGGCAUCCCGGUAGUCAUGAACGACUGCGCUCUCCGCCAGCACCGCCGCCGCUUCGGCCGAGGGUGAACCUGCCUUCGACUGCCUGUAAGAACCGAUGGGCGGGUUGA
Messenger RNA from Geodia barretti, 459 nucleotides. The record is from the annotation of a GenBank genome assembly. NCBI's taxonomy places the organism in Eukaryota, Metazoa, Porifera, Demospongiae, Tetractinellida, Geodiidae.